Gracilinanus agilis (Agile Gracile Mouse Opossum) is the source of this 675-nucleotide messenger RNA. It is a transcript of the gene CISD3, whose product is annotated as CDGSH iron sulfur domain 3. Gene Ontology annotation, molecular function: 2 iron, 2 sulfur cluster binding. The record is from RefSeq and is a predicted model, not a curated record. The transcript is spliced from 3 exons. Gene Ontology annotation, cellular component: intracellular membrane-bounded organelle. Bases 1 to 333 code for a protein of 110 amino acids. NCBI's taxonomy places the organism in Eukaryota, Metazoa, Chordata, Mammalia, Didelphimorphia, Didelphidae.
AUGCCUGGUCCCGAGGGGGCCCAGCCGGAGCAGGCGCCUGGGAAGUGGAUUCCAAGAAAGAAGCCAUUGAUUGCUCAGAAAACCCCCAUCAAAGUAGAGCUGAAAGGAGGAAAAAGAUAUAAGUGGUGUGUGUGUGGCCGAAGUAAGAACCAGCCCUUCUGUGAUGGCUCCCACCUCUUCCAGAGAACGGGCCUGUUCCCUCUCUGGUUCAAAGUUAAAGAAAACCGUACAGUGUCUCUUUGCACCUGCAAGGCCACGCAGAAACCCCCGUAUUGUGAUGGCACUCACAAGAGUGACAAAAUACAGUGUGCCCAAGUGGGCUCCCCACUCUGAUCAGUAUCUUACCCUGAAGGCUUGGGUUUGGGCUAGAACAGCUCUUGUGACAUGGGAGCCUCCUUCCAGGGCACCUUGGAGGGCUUGCCCAUUUCUGAGGACCUGAAUGCCACACUGUUCCAUCCUCCUGAGUCCCUGAUGUUGCUCCACACCUGGAUCUGGACUCUGCACACAUCUCCUCCAAAGGUGGGAGACAGUGGGUGUCUCCCCCUGGAUUUGAUCUCCUGACCUGGUUGGUCAGUGUAAGGGUCCCUGGUCCCCUCCCCCACAGCCUAGGACCCAGGAGCGGGUAUUCAUCCCCAUCUGGCACCAUUAAAAAUACCUAGUAAUGGUUUUUCUCAA